This is a messenger RNA of Trypanosoma conorhini, 2811 nucleotides long. RefSeq names its product cullin-4B. Gene Ontology annotation, biological process: protein ubiquitination. Gene Ontology annotation, cellular component: cullin-RING ubiquitin ligase complex. Gene Ontology annotation, molecular function: ubiquitin protein ligase binding. The coding region runs from base 1 to 2811 and encodes 936 amino acids. The record is from RefSeq and is a predicted model, not a curated record. The transcript has a single exon. NCBI's taxonomy places the organism in Eukaryota, Euglenozoa, Kinetoplastea, Trypanosomatida, Trypanosomatidae.
AUGCCAGGGGAGGCCUGCGGCGACGCCGCGGAGGCGGGCGAGCGGCCGUGCGAGGGGGUUGUCGCCAGUCGCCUCCGGGAGGCCUACGCCGCAUUGGACUGCGACAGCUUCAACGCCUCCGGCGUGCAGGCCCUCUCGCCCCACAUCCCGUGUGCCUCCAGUCUGCUGGAGGCAUUCCCGUCCCUCCGCGAGCUCUGCACGGUGACGCUUAACCUUGAGGUGCUGCUGCGGUGCAGCGAGGCGGACUCGCUUUGCGCCGCGCGGGAGAAGUACCUGCGCUGGCACAGGUGCAUCCUCCACACCCUCGGCGGCGUGCAUGACAUUGACGGCUUCCUGCGUUACUGGGUGAAGGGCGUGGUGGCCUACGAGUUUCGCGAGAUGCAGCGGCACAUGGACGACGACGACGGCGGCGGCGCACAGGCGCAGGGCAGUGAGCGGGGAGGGGUGGAGCGGGCAAUAGAGCACGCCGUCGAGUUGCGCGAGGCGCUGCAGCGGCUCCCCAAGCUCGUUGCCUUUUUGUUUUCGGCGAACAGCCAGCAAGCUGGGAGGCGAGGCGGCGGUGACGUGAUAAACGAGGAGGUGAGGUAUAUCCUUGCUGAGCAGACGAAGCAACAGGUGCUGCGGCGUCUGCUGAUGGAGGUUCUGCAGCGCCGGCGUGCGUGGAACGCCGGCGUGCCAGGGAGUGACGUCGUCGUUGCGGUGCCUCCCGACCGCCCCGCCGCCAACGCCCAGCUGCCUGCAAUGCAGUUGAUGCCACGGCAGCAGCAGCAGCAGCAGCGCCGGCGGCGGCAGCUACCCACGAAUUCCAUUGUUAGCAUAGCUGAGCUUCUUCAGCUCCAGCUUCAGCCCACGCGAGGUGCGGAGCGGCUGCUCGUGACCACCGUCCUGCAGAGUGUCGUGCGGGGCUGCCGAAGCUUCUUCCCGCGGGAGGCGCUGCUCUCGCUGCUGCGCCCCGACGCCGACGCGGAGGCACGCCACGCGUUCCUCGUCAAGGCCUGGCCACGGUAUUGGAGCAGCGAGCUCGCGAUGACGCGCGAGCUGCCCGGCGUGGAGGAGGCAAGCGUGAAGGGCCUCCUCACCAAACUCGUGUUCCUGUGGGAGCCCGGCGACGACGCCCCCGCGCACGAGCCCCUCGACACCGCCGCAGCUGGCCUGCAGCACUGCUACGUCGUCCACCUGCUGCGGGUGACGCUGCGUCGGCUCGUUGAGCAGCUGUUUGCGCUCGACGCCACCGCCGGGGCGGGUGCGGCGCGCGGCCCCCUGAAGCUGCUGCUGGACGUCGCCCAGGCCAUGGCCUGCGUGGAAGCCCCGCCGCGGGGAACGCCGCAGCUGUGGGAGCAGGCGGGCCCCGGCGUUGCGCUGCCGGACGAACUCCCGCGGGAGGUCGGGCACGUCGCGAUGGCGGCGGUGCUCCGUGCUUUGCUGCAGGCGCGACUCACCGCCGCGGUGGAGCACUUCCUCGGCGGCGGCGGCGGCGGCGGCGUCCCUGCAGAGCAGCGCGGGCCGCGGCUCCUCGCCUACCUCCUGCGGACCGAGCGCGUGUUCCACCUCAUCCUGUGCAAGGCGCCGCCGCUGGGGGCGCGGAUGCACGAGGGCGGCGGCGGCGGCGCCGUGGCCUGCUUCUACGGCGCGGUGAAACACGCCCUCGUGCACCCGCGGCGGAACCGGGGCGCGGAUGUGUUUGCCGACACGCUUCUCGACAGCCUGCAGACGUACCUGCUGCAGGGAGGCCGUGAAAGCGGGGCGGUGGCGGCGGUGUCGCUGCAAAACGAGGAUGAGUUCCUGUCGGCCGUGCGACUCACACAAUGCGUCGCCGCCACCGAUCGCUACCUGCGGCUGUACAAGGAGCUUCUUGCCUACCGACUGCUCUCCUACGCGGUGGGGCGGGCACGCGAGGGCGGGGGAGGCGCGGCGGAGGCGCGGCGGGAGAAGCUGCAGGCGGAGAGGGCGGUGUGCGAGCACCUGCAGAAACUGCUCCCGCUGGAGCGCGACAGCGUGCGGCAGAUGCUUCAGAUGUGCCUCGACGUGGAGGCGGGAGCGGCGGCGCACGACCCGCGGGCGCCGCAGGAGGAGCCCGGUGAAGAGCCGGCUGUUGUGCGGCCCACGCUGUGGCUUCUGUCCCGCCGCGCGUGGCCCGUGUACCCCGUGCUGGCGGACGCCCCGCCGCCGCUGCGGCACGCGAUGCAUGCGUUUGCGCUCGCCUACCACGCAGAGCACAGCGGGCGGCGCGUGGUGUGGCUGCGCACCUCCAUGGAGACCGUCAGCUUCACCGUCGCCUACCCGCGGGCGACGAAGCUCAUUGUGGGCUCGCUGGAGCUGUUUAACAUCUUCCACUGCCUCGGCGAGGCGGGGGCCGCCGGCGCGACCUGGACGCUUCUCGCCCAGCGCACCGGCAAGGAGAAGCCGGCGCUGCAGCGGGGAGUGAGGAGGCUCCUCAGUGACGGCUUCUUCACGCUGCAGGCGGGCGCCGAGGAGGAGUGCCUCGCCUUGAACGCCGCCUUCACCUCGCCCCGGACGCGCUACCACUUCCUGCAGCAACCGCCGCGGGUUGUGGCCCUUGCAGAGGCGCACGGCGCAGGCGCGGGGGAGGCGCGCCUCUCCCACUCCGCCUCCAUCAAGGCGGCGAUCAUCAAGCACAUGAAGCGCGUGCGCAACUGCCUCUACGACGAGCUCUUCCUUGCGACGCAGCAGCAGAACCCGCAGUUUGAGCUAAAAAACAGCGACUUCAAGUUGGCGUUGGAGACGCUGAUUGAGAAGGAGUUCGUCGCACGUGACCCACUGCAGAAGCAGCGGUUUUUCUACAAGGCCUGA